AUGAACUGCCGCCCCAGGCCCUUCCUUCAGUCCGCACGGCCUGACACAACAAACUACGUUAGGUAUUGUCUGAAACUUUCCGAAGACGACGCAACAAAACCAGAGCCACCGAACCAGAUCAUUGCUUUCUUCAAGGUUAUCGGUGAUGCUACCUGUGAAGCGUAUUACCAGAGCCAUCGAGGAAUACUCCUGAGGGAAUUCGAGUUUUUCAUGGAGACUUCAGAGGCGGAACAACGAAUUCGACUCAGCCCAGAACUCCCAUCAACGGAGGAGUACAUGAGAGCCCGGCUGGGCACAAGCGCAGUCAACGUGGCCAGCUUCUUCAAUGAAUAUGCCUAUGGUACGAGCAUAUCAGUCGAGGUCCUCAAUGACCCGGAUAUGAAAGUAACCAAUGAUCUGCGUUCUCUGAAAAAAGAAGUUGCGCAACAAACCGUCGACAGUUUUGUGCCGCUGCUCUACCUCGUGCAUGGGAACCUGGACCUGGCGGUGUCGCUGGUUGUCGAGACCAUCGAGAAUGCCGUCAAGGACUUUGACUGCGCGGCUGAAUCGUUGGCACGGAAGUUUUCAGAUGACAAGGAAUUCAUACCCAGGCUCGAGACCUUCAUUCGUGCGUGCCGACUAAACUGCACAGGAAACCUGAACUGGAGCCUUCAGACGGGCCGAUACGGCGUCUCACAGCACAGCAUUGCGGGCGGCGUGACAUUAAGGCUGGAGUAA
Diaporthe citri is the source of this 717-nucleotide messenger RNA. RefSeq lists its product as uncharacterized. The record is from RefSeq and is a predicted model, not a curated record. NCBI's taxonomy places the organism in Eukaryota, Fungi, Ascomycota, Sordariomycetes, Diaporthales, Diaporthaceae. The transcript has 5 exons. The coding region runs from base 1 to 717 and encodes 238 amino acids.